This is a messenger RNA of Eleginops maclovinus (Patagonian blennie), 1602 nucleotides long. RefSeq names its product golgin subfamily A member 6-like protein 22. NCBI's taxonomy places the organism in Eukaryota, Metazoa, Chordata, Actinopteri, Perciformes, Eleginopidae. The coding region runs from base 1 to 1602 and encodes 533 amino acids. The transcript has a single exon. The record is from RefSeq and is a predicted model, not a curated record.
AUGAGGAAAGGGGAUGAACUCCUAGAGUGUGUGACGGUCUGGGAGCAAAGAUACAGCGCUUUGGAGGAGACGAUGGAAGCUGCAGAGCGGCAACACAAGCAGCAGCUGGACGAGAAAGUGGCAUGGUAUGAGGCACAGACAGGAAAGCUCUCAGACCAGAAGAACCAGGAGAGGGAGACCAUAAACCUGCUGAUGAGCAAAGAGGAAGAACUCAUUCAGUUCGUGAAAGUCUUGUUGGGUAAAAACAGUGCUCUGAAGGAGAAGAUGGAAGCUGCAGAGCAUCAACACAAGCAGCAGAUGGACACCAUGGUGGCACACCAGCAGGAGCUCUCAGACCAGAGCAACCAGGCCAACCUGGAGACAUUAAACCUGCUGCACAGAAGAGAGAAAGAACUCCUUCAGUGCGAGGAAAAGUUCACCAAGAACCUGGCCGAGAAACACCAAACCUGGGAGAGCGAGAAACAACAGAUGGAGACAAAAUUUAAAGAGGUGUCUCAGGAGAAGAACGACCUGGCCAAGGAAAACUUGAGCUGGGAGACUGAGUUUAAACAGGUGGAGAUUAAUCUAAAAAAGGUGGAGAAGCAGAAAAAUCACCUUGCCAAGAAAAACAAAAGCUGGGAGACGGAUGUCAAACAGCUGAAAGAGCAGAAAGAAAUGUUCUCCAAAGAUCUGGCCCAGAACUCAGAGACCUGGGAAACCAAGGUUACUUUGGUGGACACCAAAUUAAAAGAGGUGACUCAGGAGAAGGACGACCUGGCACAGCAACACCAGAGCAGCGAGAAGGAACUGAAAAAGGUUCAGGCUGAACUACAAAUGGUCGAGGAUGAGAAAAAGGAAUCAGACAAGAAAAACCUGAGCCUGGAGAAGGAAGUGAAACUGAAGGACAGGAAAGUCAAGCAGUUGGAGAACGAUUUGGAGGAACAGAAGGAAAAGUUAACCAGAGACCUGGCUGAGAAACACCAUACCUGGGAGCUGUUUGUCAAACGGAAUGAGAGGCAUGUCAAGCAGCUGAAGAACCAAUUGGAAGAGCAGAAGGAGAUGUUCUCCAAAGAUCUGGCCCAGAACCAAGACAGCUGGGAAACCAAGGUUAAUUUGGUGGAGACCAAAUUAAAAGAGGUGACUCAGGAGAAGGACGACCUGGCCCAGCAACACCAGAACCGGGAGACUGAACUGAAAGAGGUUCAGGCCGAAUUCAAAACGGUCGAAGAUAAGAAGAACCAGAGCUGGGAGAGGGAAGUCAAACUGAUGGAGACAAAAGUCAAACAGUUUGAGGAGCAGAUGAAGGAGCAGAAGGGAAAGUUCUCCAAAGACAUGGCCCAGAAACAGCAAAGCUGGGAGACGAAGGAGAAGAAGAUGGAGGAGGAGAAGAAACUUCUGGAAGACCUCUCUCUUCACAUGAAGAACAAGAGGAGAGGUUUGUUCUCCCGCAGGAGGGACAUGGAGGACAGAGACGUCACCUUGCAGAAAAUGCUAAGCAAGAUGCAAGAGAAGGAGAUGAAGAAGGAAUCAAGUUGGGGGGGAGCUGAGGCGAGUAACACCUCAGAGGAGACGGUGAAGACGGAGGACGCUUCUGGUGAUUCAGCUCCGGCUGGACAACAGUAA